Molecule: messenger RNA, 1017 nt
Organism: Caenorhabditis remanei
Lineage: Eukaryota; Metazoa; Nematoda; Chromadorea; Rhabditida; Rhabditidae
Exons: 4
Coding region: 1-1017 (338 amino acids)
Source: RefSeq, a predicted model, not a curated record
AUGUCUUCCAACUCAACAUUAUGGCCGAAUACUAUACAUUUCAAUGAGACUUAUAUGAACUACCGUAUCCAAUGGAAUGGUUGGCCUCAAAUAUGUGCAGUCCUUCCCUGGAUUUACAUACUUCCAAGUUUCCACGUCAUCUGCAAGAUAUUCUCAGUCUACCUAUCUGCUAACUGGACCCGACCGGAGCCAGGAUUGAAUCAACAUGUGUUUCUAGUGAUUUCGUUAUCACAACUCACUGUUUUCAUUUUUUUCUUAUUCGAUUGGUUUAUGGUUCGACUUCCGUCUACCGGGUUGUUCACUUCAUGGUGUGCAUCAAUUGAGCCGAAUCAUUUUUUGAAGUUUAUCUUCAUGAUGGCAUAUUACACAAAUUAUUGUGCAAUGAUUUUUCCGUUUUUGAUGCCUGUGGUGAGGUUGGUGGUCGUAUCGUUUCCAAGGAAUCAUUUUAAGAUAAACUCAAUUCUCCUGCGCGUCAGUGUGCCUCUCAUCUGGCUCUACCCCCUCUGUUUCACCUUUUUCCUUAUUCCAGCAGUUGGUGUUUGCCGUCAAAUUAGUAGUCCAUAUCCGUUGGGUGCUAUUCAUAUUUAUUAUGCAAAUGCUGCGUUUGGGCUCCGAAACUCAUAUUUCUACCUCUACAACACUAUUGCAUGGCUCACACUCGCAAUUCUGGCCAAUAUUCUUCUAUUCUUUAAAGUUGCAAAGGCCAGAGCGCAACUCAUCAGUUUUCAAAAAAGUGCAGUGUCUUACAAAGCGGAAUUAUCGAUUACAAUUACUACUGUAGUUAUGAUACUUUUCUAUGUUAUCAAUGGAGGUUUUAUAAUAAUUUAUGUCCUGUACUAUGGUACAAGUUCCUAUUUCUCGUUUUUGGUUAUUGUGAAAGCGUUUGCAAACGACGCGGAGACUUGUGUUGUUCCGUGGAUAUUCUAUUUGACUCAUCCGGUAUUCAAGAAGAAAGCAAUCAGUGGUGACUUGGUAUAUUCUACGAGUUCUUUCAAGAGACGGAUUAAUAAUAGUUGA